AAGCGCGGAGGUAUCUCACGUUAUUCUUGUUCCAGCGGCGUUCUCUCCAUGGCGUCGUCCAAUGCGCUGGUUCUAUCGCUCCUCCUCGCCGCCCUGGCCGCGAUCCUCCAUGCCUGCGCUGCCGCUGCUACUUCUGCCGCUGGCGCCGACUACUCCAUCCUCGAUCUUGGCUACGAUCCGCAAGAUUUAAGCUCGGAGGAGCGGCUGCAAGCGCUGUUCGAUUCGUGGAUGCUCCAGCACGGCAAAUCCUACGCCGACAACGCGCUGUCGGGAGAUUCGCAGGCCGGCGAGAAGGCGACGAGGUAUGGGAUCUUUAAGGACAAUCUUAGGUUCAUCCAUGGCGAGAAUGAGAAGAACCAGGGAUAUUUCCUGGGAUUGAACGCGUUCGCCGACCUCACCAACGAGGAGUUCCGGGCGCAGCGUCACGGCGGCCGCUUUGACAGGUCGCGCGAGAGGACCUCGCACGAGGAAUUCCGCUAUGGCAGCGUCCAGCUCAAGGAUUUGCCCGACUCUAUCGACUGGAGAGAGAAGGGGGCAGUGGUCGGGGUUAAAGAUCAAGGCUCAUGCGGGAGCUGCUGGGCCUUCUCGGCUGUGGCAGCGAUUGAGGGCGUGAACAAGCUUGCCACCGGAGAGCUCGUUUCAUUGUCGGAGCAAGAGCUGGUCGACUGUGACAAGGGAGAGGACGAGGGCUGCAAUGGCGGUCUCAUGGACUACGCGUUUGGGUUUGUCAUCAAGAACGGUGGGCUGGACACCGAGGCCGAUUAUCCUUACAAGGGCUAUGGCACCCGCUGCGACAGGAGCAAGAUGAACGCCAAAGUUGUGACGAUUGAUGGCUACGAGGAUGUCCCAGUGAACGAUGAGACAGCGCUCUUGAAAGCCGUGGCUCAUCAGCCCGUGAGCGUAGCCAUCGACGCCGGUGGCUCGAGCAUGCAGUUCUACAGAUCGGGAAUUUUCACUGGCAGGUGUGGAACCGACCUCGACCACGGUGUGACCAACGUCGGCUACGGCAAGGAAGACGGCAAGGCUUACUGGAUCAUCAAAAACUCGUGGGGCUCGAACUGGGGAGAGAAAGGCUACGUGAAAAUGGCCAGGAACACGGGACUAGCAGCUGGGCUGUGUGGAAUCAACAUGGAGGCAUCGUAUCCGACUAAAACCGGCGCAAAUCCUCCAAACCCAGGCCCGACUCCGCCAUCGCCAGCGCCGCCACCCAACGAGUGCGACGACUACUACACUUGCCCCGAGAGUAGCACUUGCUGCUGCCUGUUCAAUUAUGGCAAGUACUGCUUCGCGUGGGGAUGCUGUCCUCUCCAGUCGGCCACUUGCUGCGAGGAUCACUACCACUGCUGCCCGUCCGACUUCCCGAUCUGCAACUUACAGGCCAACACUUGCCUCAGGAGCUCCAAGGAUUUGCUUGGGACAAAGAUGCUGGAACGCACCCCGGCGCGCUACACUGGAGGAGUGGACCGCAAAUCCAUGGCUUCGGCGUGAGACGGGAGCGUCACUGCCUGGCUGUACAUAGUAAUCCAUCCUCACAGUGGACAAUUUAUUAUUCCUGUAAAUUGGUUCCUUUCCUUUGAAUCGAUCAAAAGACAAUUAGCGUUGUGGUAGCAAA
Molecule: messenger RNA, 1612 nt
Organism: Selaginella moellendorffii
Lineage: Eukaryota; Viridiplantae; Streptophyta; Lycopodiopsida; Selaginellales; Selaginellaceae
Product: low-temperature-induced cysteine proteinase
Exons: 5
Coding region: 49-1488 (479 amino acids)
Cellular component (GO): lysosome
Molecular function (GO): cysteine-type endopeptidase activity
Source: RefSeq, a predicted model, not a curated record